Molecule: messenger RNA, 1120 nt
Organism: Aureobasidium pullulans EXF-150
Lineage: Eukaryota; Fungi; Ascomycota; Dothideomycetes; Dothideales; Saccotheciaceae
Product: alcohol dehydrogenase
Exons: 4
Coding region: 18-1097 (359 amino acids)
Molecular function (GO): oxidoreductase activity
Source: RefSeq, a predicted model, not a curated record
ACUGCAUAACCGAAACAAUGGGACUCCCUACCAGUCAAAAAGCUGCCGUCAAACAGGGGGAGGGAAAAUCAUCCACAGCGCCAGUCAAAGAUAUCUCGGUUCCGGAGCCAGCUCCUGGACAGAUCCUUGUCAAGAUCAAUUGGACUGGCCUAUGCGGUAGCGACAAGUCGCUCAUCUAUGAUGAGUGGGCCACCCAAGGACUUCGCAUGACCCCGGACACUCACGGCAUUGCCGGUCAUGAGGGAGCCGGAGAGGUUGUCGCAGUCCACGACGAUGUCAAGGACCUGUGGAAAGUCGGAGAUCGUGCUGGUGUGAAAUGGGUUGCCAGCGUCUGCAGGAAGUGCGAGUUCUGCACAAACGGAACCGAUGAGCUUCAAUGCCCGAAACAGCUGAAUUCUGGCUUCUCAAUCGCCGGCACUUUCCAGGAAUACUGCUUGACGGAUGCUCGAUAUGCCACAAGAUUACCAGAGGGCGUUUCUGACGAGGAGGCAGGUCCAAUCCUUUGCGGUGGAGUGACAGCCUAUACUGCGUGUAAGCGAAGUGCAGUCCGUCCCGGCCAAUGGAUUGUAUUGCCAGGUGCAGGUGGUGGUUUGGGUCAUCUCGCCGUCCAAUACGCAAAAGCCAUGGGCAUGCGAAUCAUCGCGGUUGAUGGUGGAGAUGACAAGGGCAAGCUCUGUAAGCAGCUUGGUGCUGAGCACUACAUCGAUUUCCUCAGCUGCAAGGACGUCGCCGCUGAGGUGAUGAAGCUCACGACCUUUGGUGCCCACGGUGUCAUCGUCUUCGCCGCAACCAAGGAGGCAUACGGAUCGGCUCCAAACUUCCUCCGUCCGGGUGGUACCGUCGUAGCUGUUGGUCUGCCAAAAGACGAGACAAUCAUUGCUGGAGCAUCACCUCUGACGCUAGUUCUAAAGAGGCUGAAUAUCGUUGGAUCGGUCACCGGAACUUUGAAGGAGGUGGAAGAGGCUCUCGAUUUCACGGCCCGAGGCCUGGUCCGUCCCAUACUUACAAAGGGAACGCUGGAAGACGUGGAUCGCUUCUUGCAGUUGCUAGAUCAAGGCAAACUCCCCGGCCGAGCAGUCCUUAAGAUUGCCGCAUGAUCUGGACAUUAGCCCUCAUGGUA